Mus caroli (Ryukyu mouse) is the source of this 2939-nucleotide messenger RNA. The record is from RefSeq and is a predicted model, not a curated record. Lineage: Eukaryota; Metazoa; Chordata; Mammalia; Rodentia; Muridae.
UUCUUUACCAGCCCAGGCUUUCCUAGCUCUGCACAGCGCCGUGUGCUGCUCCUGUUUCAUUGCCCUGUCGCGCAGUGUCGCUGCCGCUGCGGAGUGGGCGUUCAGUUUUCGGGUCGUCAUGGCUGGCUACGAAUACGUGAGCCCAGAGCAGCUGUCGGGCUUUGACAAGUACAAGUACAGCGCUUUGGAUACCAACCCACUCUCUCUGUAUAUCAUGCAUCCAUUUUGGAACACUAUAGUGAAGGUGUUUCCUACUUGGCUGGCUCCCAAUCUUAUAACCUUUUCUGGCUUUAUGCUGCUUGUGUUCAAUUUCCUACUCCUGACAUACUUCGACCCUGACUUCUAUGCUUCAGCACCUGGUCAUAAGCAUGUACCUGAUUGGGUUUGGAUUGUCGUGGGCAUCCUCAACUUUGUUGCCUACACUCUAGAUGGAGUGGAUGGAAAGCAAGCACGGAGAACCAAUUCCAGCACCCCGUUAGGGGAGCUGUUUGACCAUGGCCUGGACAGUUGGUCGUGUGUUUACUUUGUUGUGACUGUGUACUCCAUCUUUGGACGAGGACCGACUGGCGUCAGUGUUUUUGUUCUUUAUCUCCUGCUAUGGGUAGUUUUGUUUUCUUUUAUCCUGUCUCACUGGGAGAAGUAUAACACAGGCGUUCUUUUCCUGCCAUGGGGAUAUGACAUUAGCCAAGUGACUAUUUCUUUUGUCUACAUAGUGACUGCGGUUGUGGGAGUUGAGGCCUGGUAUGAACCUUUCCUGUUUAAUUUCUUAUAUAGAGACCUAUUCACUGCAAUGAUUAUUGGGUGUGCAUUAUGUGUGACUCUUCCAAUGAGUUUAUUAAACUUUUUUAGAAGCUAUAAAAGCAACACUCUGAAGCACAAGUCCGUCUAUGAAGCCAUGGUCCCCUUCUUCUCUCCGUGUUUGCUCUUCACUUUGUGUACAGUGUGGAUCCUCUGGUCACCUUCAGAUAUUUUAGAAAUACACCCUAGAAUAUUCUACUUCAUGGUUGGAACAGCUUUUGCCAAUAUCACAUGUCAACUAAUUGUUUGCCAAAUGAGCAGCACACGGUGCCCGACUUUGAACUGGUUACUGCUUCCUCUCCUCUUGGUUGUGGCAGCGGUGAUCGUAGGUGCAGCCACCUCCCGCCUUGAGAGCACUCUCCUUUACAUACUCACGGCUGCCUUCACUCUGGCUCACAUCCACUAUGGCAUACAAGUGGUGAAGCAGCUGAGCCGACAUUUUCAGAUUUAUCCUUUUUCAUUGAGGAAACCAAACUCAGAUUGACUAGGAAUGGAAGAACAGAAUAUCGGCCUGUAAUCUUGACAAAAUACUGUAAAUAGAUGCGUGUAAAUACUUCAUCCAUCACCAGUGAACUGAACGGAUCUGCUCGGCAGACAUGGGAUCUCAGUGCGUGCUAUGUGGACAGCAAGAAUGAAACAUGGGCUCAGCUUGUGGAAUUGUGGACUUUCUAACUCCCAGCUUACUCUGUUUUAUUUUAUUUCUUAUAGAGCCAUGAGACGUUUGAUUAAGCACAGUGUACAUUAAACCAGCUAAAUGUUCCUAGCUUCAUGAGUCCAUGGCGUUUUGACUCACAGAGUUAAAGAUGAUUUACUUUCAUGUUUAAGGUCCCCAGGUUGAUUCAGGAACACUAAUGACAUUCAGAUAGUCACAGCAUGUCUUAAUAUUUGAUACGUUAUGGUCAGUCUUUAGCUGUGGGAAUGAUAGACAGCCCAAAUGUAAUGCAGAAAAGCAUCAAAAAAGUCUCUUCAGCCAGAGAUGCCAGUGACUCCAGAACAGGGUACAGUUGCCAAAUCCUGGUUGCUCUCCAGUUAACUGCCUUCCCCACCUGCUGUGGAGGCUGUCCAGUAUCCCGGCUCUUACUAUAUCUGAUAAAUGGUUUCAUUUUCUUUUAGAGUGAAGUGUUCUGCCGUUACUUAGUAGGGAAUGGGUUGUAAUUACGGCCGGCCGUUGUGGCAUAGCUCAUUGUCUAAUUGUGGCUGUUCCCCUCUCAGCAGUGCAUUGCUAGGAUUGGGUGCCUGUGAGCUGUGAUUUUAAGAAUACAUGUGACAGUCCCAAGCUUGUGGUACUUACUUGUGAGGAUAUAAAGUAGCUUGUGAGAGGAAAUUUAAGCUGGAGUUAGGAGUCUCAGAGCUCCACAUUGCCACAGUUAGCACCUGGCACUGUCUGCUUUCCUUCUCCCUGGGGGUGAGCUAUUGUGGUUUUUAUUCUCACACAGGAUAACGAGAUUGUCUCUCCCCUAACUUGCCCACCUCCCUAUUUGGAGAAAACUUUUGAUAUAUACGCCUUACUGAGUGUUUACUUCCCUUAACAGGACUCAAAAUAAUUUUUGAGGUUUACUGACAACAUAAAAUAAUUCUUUUCGCUAUAUUGUGGUUAUUUUAUAAAUCACUCCUUUUUAUGAAUGUGGAAAUUUUUUUUCCCUUUGGACUUUGUCUUUAUUUAGUUUUGUGGUGGUGAAAUUUACUUGCUGAUUUUAUUUUCCACUGAGUGAGGUUUGUGCUUAAAUGAAGAGUGUGUCUUAAACCCUUUUUUUUGGACAGGUUGCACUUGGAUAAAAUAGGCACCACUGUGUUGAUAUGUAAUUAAAUUCAUAACUAUUAUUUAUCUAUGAAUGUAACCUUUCUGAAAUAUUGUAGCUCAUUCCUUUGUUGAAUAUCUGUCUGCUGCUUUGUAAAAACAAAAAACAAAAACAAAACCAUUGGUAUGUCAGGUAAACAUUUUAAAAUUCUAAUCAUUGUCGUCCAGGCUGUCGAAGAUAAGCCCAGGGGCUUACGUGUAUCUGGAGACAUUCUCUGAGACAAAAAAAUGAAAGCAAAAAUUGGUGAGAAGUUGAUGUGAAAAUGGGUAGUGAUUCUGUGCUUGUUAAUAAAUUGCCAUCAUGGAGGCUGGAAGGUGAGCCGGCUGUGUGAGGAUAACUGUU